AUGUCCCAUGUGAGUGCGGCUGCUCUCAUUUUCUUCCAGUUCCCAGCAUCUAAAGAGGUCCCAUUCCUAGCAGAGGGGUUUGGACCCAACAACUGGCAUAGUCAGUCGGCAGGAUUCUGGGGUAAAUACCCGUCUGCCCCGCCAGAGGACAUGGGGCUUCUGACCCAGCUGUGGUAUCUGGUAGCGGCAGUCCUGAUGUCUUGGACACCCCCGGAGGACUGGGAGCAGGUUGAGAUAAUGCCAGUGGUGUUAGAGGUGUUGUCCCUGACGGACCAGAUUCCCAAAGACCAGCGGAAGGCUGCUGGGAAGGUAGGCUGGUUGCUCCAAAUAGCCUUGAAACUGCAACACUGUGAGACGCUGGCUCAGGCAGCCAAGAUACACCGUCUUAUACAUGAAGUUACUACGGUCAUGGCCGGCUUAGGAGAUGUGGAAAUCAAGAGGCAAGAGAAGGGGGUGGCGAGACCUGUGACUGUGCAGAAGACUAAGGUACAUUUGAAUACAGCUGCUAGGAGUCUACAGCAGGCCUUGGAUUCAUGGGGAUGGGCGGUCAAUGACUGCAAGGUCCAGAGACCUGGCUUAUCUGUGAAAUUUUUGGGAGCUGUCUGGUUGGGUAAGACCAAAGUGAUCCCUGAAGCAGUCAUUGACAAGUCAGGAAGGAAAACUGAUUGUUCACGAGAACAAGGACAAACUGGAACCUGUGAGGAGGAAUUGAAACCCACGACAACUGGAAUCAAGGAAGAGAAACAGAACUAG
Molecule: messenger RNA, 753 nt
Organism: Myotis lucifugus (little brown bat)
Lineage: Eukaryota; Metazoa; Chordata; Mammalia; Chiroptera; Vespertilionidae
Exons: 4
Coding region: 1-753 (250 amino acids)
Source: RefSeq, a predicted model, not a curated record